UGAUUAUAUGAGCGACUGAAAGAGAGCGGCUAUCAACACAACGUUUGAAAGCUGCAUGCCUUUUUAAUGCGUCCUUUUACCCCAAAGGCCUGUGUUACACUACUGCUGAACUAGCACGCGGUGCCAUCGAGGGGAGAAACCUGCUGGUUUUCUUCACCAUUCUCAUUAUUAGCAUGUCGUGACAACUGCUUACAAAACUUUGUUGAUGGCACGGGGAGUAGGCAUAAAGCAUGGCUUAUGAUGACAGUAGUUAUGGUCGCUCAACACUGCUCGUGGUGUCAUGUCUCGAGUCCGUCCUGCUGCGGAGUUUCGGACCAGGUGGUGGGCUGGUGCUCUUCACGCGCGACACUGGAGAGGUUUUGCUCACUCGUCAUGGACAGAAGAUUUUGAGGUCACUCCAUAUCGCACACCCGGUUGCCCGAAUGAUUGUGGAUUGCAUUCAAGGACACUGCACCAUGACAGCGGAUGGCUCCAAGUCCUUCGUCCUCCUGCUGGCCUCCCUGCUGAGAAGGAUCCGUGCACCCAGCAAGGCAUGCUGGGACAUGUCAAACAGCCGCGCCAGGCACCUGGCGAGGCGGCUUCUGGAGUUCUGUCAUGACGGUUUGGAUGAUGUCAUAAUGCGCCAGGUCACCCCACAUGUGUCCGCCCUCUACAGUUACCCUGGAGGGGUUUUGGAGGGGCUGGUUGCAGGAUACUUGACUGGAAGGCUUGCAACAGGCCAGGCUGAAGUUCUCACACCACUCAUCUGCCAAUUUUAUCGGAAAUGGCAUGUGGGACAACAAACCAUGGCAGAAACGGUCAGAUUUAUCCAUACACACUUCCCCGUUCUGCAUCAAACUGUAUCGGGCUUGCCCAUUGGUCGGUCAUUUGUCCAGGAGGGGUUGCUCUUGGACUGUGAUUGGACAGUAUUUUUCGAAACUCGCGAAAAAGAAUCAAUCAGACUGCUGGUUUUCAAUGAAAGCGAAUUUUCCAUCAAUAACGCUGCUUAUGUGUUUGAGAACUGCAUCUACAACGGCCAAGCAAUGGGGCGCCGUCUGUGCACACAGGUGGAAGAGUUGGACGUGACUGUCCUCCUGUCUCCUGUGACGUGUCCGGACGCCCUCCUUCAGUGGGCUGCGCAGAAGCGGCUCUGUGUGGCGGAGUGCGUGGACCCGCCUCUUCUGGACUUGCUCUCCCAGCUCGCCCAAUCAGAGGCCGCCGCCGUGGGUCGCGUUGCCACGGUGACAUCAGUCAGCCGUGCUGUGUCGGGCGGUCGCAGGUUGGCCUGUGUUGGGCUCACACCAACACGUCCUCAAAACAACAGAGAACACCUCUUACACCCACACACACUCCUGCUGUGUGGCCCAGGCCCAGGGCCUCUUGACCAGUACAGGAGUGCGUGUCAGGGAGUCUUCACAAUGCUGCACAGUGUCUGUGAAGCUGAACACACGCUCACGCCCAUGGAUCGUUCUCAGAACUCUCACACUGACCAAUCAGAGGAGAUGUCUCAUAAUCCUGUCCAAUUACAUUCCCCCGUAGAAUCAGAAACAACGGUCCCUGACCCGGCUACCAGUCAUGACCCGUUGUGUUGGCUUCUGCGAGCUGGCCAUGUUCUUCCUGUUGGUGGAGUUUUUGAAAUGCUGUUACAUCACUUCCUGAUGUCUUCUGAUUGGUCGGCUCGGGAGCCUGAGGCCUGCAGCGUAUUGGCGGAGUCAGUGCUAGACUUGCCCAGAAUGCUCCACUCUGGUAAGCCCUGCCUCUUCAUGCAGUCUCAUGCCUCCCUAUUGGACAAGCUCAGGUCUGGCACUUCCCACAGGACCCACUCAGGAGGCCUAGAGGGUGUGUCGUGCAAGCAGCAGCUCUUGCUCUCUGUGCUGCAGUGUGCAUACAAACUCCUGUCCAUAGACCACGUUUUGCACACUCACACACCUGUAAGCACACUCUUAGACUCAACCAAGACCACACAACAGGACGAGGAUGAUGGGGAUUGAAGUUUGGAAUUUGUAGUUUUUUUGUUUCUAUGAUGCAA
Molecule: messenger RNA, 2008 nt
Organism: Engraulis encrasicolus (European anchovy)
Lineage: Eukaryota; Metazoa; Chordata; Actinopteri; Clupeiformes; Engraulidae
Gene: bbs10
Product: Bardet-Biedl syndrome 10
Exons: 2
Coding region: 231-1970 (579 amino acids)
Biological process (GO): chaperone-mediated protein complex assembly
Molecular function (GO): ATP binding
Source: RefSeq, a predicted model, not a curated record